CUGGACUAAUCAGAAACGAGCAUUUAGGAGGCUGUUUCACAUCGUUUUCGCGCCAGACUCAAAUCUUUUCAUGGCGGACAAUCUGUAACAAAGUAUCGUCUGAAGUGCUUUUUUGCGUGAUCAUACGGAAGUUUGCAGUCAACAUGUUUGUUACCGACAUAAGGAAAGAAUUUUAUGAUAAAGUAAUACACGAGCGGGUCCUCGUUUUGGUGGCCUUUGAUGUUGAUGCUCUUUGUGCCUGCAAGAUUCUCCAGUACCUGUUCCAGUGUGACCAUGUGCAGUACACCAUCGUGCCUAUCACAGGCAGACAGGAGCUGGAGAGAGCCUUCCUGGAACACUCCGAGCAGGUGAAGUAUGUUGUGAUGAUCAACUGUGGUGGAAACAUCAACAUCCUGGAGACACUACAGCCAGCUGAACAUGUCAUAUUCUUCAUAGCAGACAGCCACAGACCAGUCGAUCUGGUGAAUGUGUACAACGAUGAUCAGGUUAAGUUGCUGAUGAACUCAAAUGAUGACUUUGACAUUCCAGCAUACGAUGAUCUAUUCAAGGACGAUGAGUCUGAUGAUGAUUCCGGAAAUGAGAGUGACAGCUCUGCACCGUCUGGGAAGAGAAGACGUCUUGAUGAGGAGGUUCUUGAGCGGAGAAGAGAGAGGAGGUUGUGGGAAGAAAAGAGGAAACAGAUACUGCUGGACUAUGAAGAGUUCUCAACAUAUGGAACAUCUAGCGCCAUGAUUAUGUUUGACCUUGCCUGGAAAAUGUCCAAGGACAGCAAUGACCUGCUGUGGUGGGGUAUUGUGGGACUUACUGACCAGUACAUCAACAAUAGAGUAGAAAGAGGUAAAUAUAUGACAGAUGUUGGAGACCUGCACAAGCACACACUCAGGCUCAAUCACAGAAAUGAAGAUGAUGACAACACAGUGUCAGUGGAUUGUAUGAGGAUCUACUUUGACGAAGAGUUGAAGCUGGCCCUGUACAGACACUGGUCUUUGUUCGAGAGUCUCAAGCAUUCAAGCUACCCAGCCUGCAAGUUUAAGAUGUGGACUGUGAAAGGGCAGCAGAAAAUGCACGAGUUCCUGGCUGACAUGGGGUUGCCCCUGGUACAAGUGAAACAGAAGUUUACCUCUAUGGACAUGGGACUGAAAGAGAGUUUCAAGGGACUCUUCACAGCUUCAUGUGAGAAAUAUGGUUUGGAUGACAUCUCCUUUGGGUCCUUUAUUGCACAGUAUGGCUACAAGAACAAGCUCUGUGCAGCUGAUGUAGUGUAUGCAGUCAAUGGACUAAUGGAGUGUGUGGAGGCAGAAAAGAGUCCUACUGGAUACUUCCUCGAGGCCUUGGACUGUCUGUCAAGACAAAAUGUGAAGAAGCUGCUUCGAGGACUGGACCUGGCCAAGCGACAGCUGACCACCAUCAUGCAGACUGUUCACUCUUUCAUCGACAUGAAACAGAUCAUUUCAGCUGGGCCCUUCCUGUAUGCAUACAUACCUGAGGGUCACCCUGAUGUGAAGUUCUUCUCCAGACCCAACUGUCUGGGCAUGCUAGCUUACUUCAUGCAGGAGGCAUAUGUGGCCACAUCCAGAAGCAGGAGAAGCACACUGCUGCCCAUGGUGGUGGCAGCACCUCUGGAUGCAGAAACUGGCUCAGCCCUGGUUAUUGGCAUCCCUCCCAAGGCUGAGGAGUCAACCAAGAACUUCUUUGGACGUGCCUUUGAGCAAGCAGCCAUCCAGACCAACUCCAGAACCUUGCAUGACAACUUUGAUACCUCAAUAAUUGAGAUGAAGUCUGAAGACAGAAGCAAGUUCUUUGAUGCCCUCAUCUCCCUUCUGUCCUGAGUGGUCACUGAUUGGUCGUUGUCCCAGUCACUGACAUGCUGUCCACUUGGCAUUGGUCAAGCUUCUAAUAAAACAACAUGUCAUAUCACUAUAUCAACACUCACUACGGUAUAUCAUUAUCAAAUAUGUCAAAGUAGCUUAAAUGAUUAUGGUAUGUAUAAUGUAUGUAUGUCAAGAGUGAAAUAAGGGAGAGAAGUCCAAUUUUAACCAAAUGUAAAAAUAGGGUUCUGCAUAAACUAUAGGUAGCAGUCAAUCAAGUGCUGUAAAUACUUUUACAAAGGAAACUUCAAUUGUAAAGUAACUGUUGCUUACUGCCAUACAGUCAAGCUAUCAUUUUGCCGAUAAAGCUACAUAGGAACUACAUGUACUAGUAUUUCUAUUUGUUACUUUCAUUAUACCACAGCAAGAGGUUAACAUGGUAAGUCUUUCUAAACUGUAAAAAUAUGACACCAAUCUCACAUAUAUGUAUGGAGUCAGUAAUUGGUUUGGCAAAACAUUUUAUUAUUUGAUUUUGAAAAGAAGACUGAAAAAUCACAUUCAGGUAUAGCCUUAUAUAGUGUAAAUAAGGCAACUUAUGGAUGUAUUAUCCCACUAGAAUUUGUUAUAGACUUCUAUUUUAUUGUCAAUGAAUGAUACCUUUGAAUAAAAACCAUGUAAAUCUA
This is a messenger RNA of Branchiostoma belcheri (Belcher's lancelet), 2491 nucleotides long. RefSeq names its product cell division control protein 45 homolog. Gene Ontology annotation, cellular component: DNA replication preinitiation complex. Gene Ontology annotation, biological process: mitotic DNA replication preinitiation complex assembly; double-strand break repair via break-induced replication; DNA replication initiation. The coding region runs from base 144 to 1829 and encodes 561 amino acids. The transcript is spliced from 24 exons. Gene Ontology annotation, molecular function: chromatin binding; DNA replication origin binding; single-stranded DNA binding. Lineage: Eukaryota; Metazoa; Chordata; Leptocardii; Amphioxiformes; Branchiostomatidae. The record is from RefSeq and is a predicted model, not a curated record.